Messenger RNA from Mytilus californianus (California mussel), 562 nucleotides. RefSeq lists its product as uncharacterized. The record is from RefSeq and is a predicted model, not a curated record. Bases 234 to 548 code for a protein of 104 amino acids. The transcript is spliced from 3 exons. Lineage: Eukaryota; Metazoa; Mollusca; Bivalvia; Mytilida; Mytilidae.
UUAGGCCUGUUCCUGAUUUUGGAGAUGAUAUUUCACUACGAAUAACAAAACCAGAAAACUGUUGAAUUUAAUGUGAUCCUUAUUCUCCUUAAUUUUGUUCAGAGAUUUCGGAAAAAUGUCCACAUUAAGACCCUCUUUAAUAUUUGUGUAUAUUUAUUAAAUACAUACCUACUAUUGUAAUGGUUAUAUCUGUUUUUUAAAUAUAUUUUUGUUUCUUUCAUUAUUAGAUUAAAAUGGAAUCUGUCAUAAAACAGGAAGUACCAGUUAGAACCCCUGAACAGACCAGAUCUACUAAUGUGCCUUUGGAACCUGUGCAACAACAGCCACCUAAUAGAAAUACCCAGAACAUACCUUCAGAAAUAGAGAUGGUGGAACAUUUAAACAACAUUAUGAGUACAAGAAUCGAAGAUUUAGCCACCAAGAUAGCGUACAAUGCCCACAUAUUGACAAUACAAAAGAGAAAGUUAGAAGAGGGAAUUAGCUUUAAAAAACAUUUAAAAAUGAGAAAAAGACAAAUGCUAUUAGAAAGAAGAACAAAUGGCAUAUAAUUUGAUCUUUGGAA